Messenger RNA from Nothobranchius furzeri (turquoise killifish), 6342 nucleotides. RefSeq names its product smoothelin-like protein 2. NCBI's taxonomy places the organism in Eukaryota, Metazoa, Chordata, Actinopteri, Cyprinodontiformes, Nothobranchiidae. Gene Ontology annotation, molecular function: protein binding. Gene Ontology annotation, cellular component: membrane; filamentous actin; microtubule organizing center. Gene Ontology annotation, biological process: actin cytoskeleton organization. The record is from RefSeq and is a predicted model, not a curated record.
UGUGGCCCGCGAGAUAAAUAUCAAAAAUAUAUUAAAACUGGCCCGCUGGCCGAUUUUACCGCAAAGACUUCAACUCCCAUGAUGCUUUGAAGCGCCAACGCGGAGCUGAUGCGCCCCCUCCUUUGUGUUUUUUCCACCGUCUGCUGCCGGUGUCUGCAGCUCCGCUGUCUCGGACAAACUACACUCCUCUCACUCAGCGCCGAGUUCACUCAGCUGUUUUCUGACGUUGAAGCCCAGAAACGGAGAUUCUAGCCGCUCAGUAAUGUGUUCACGACUGAAAGAGAAAGUUUUCCAACUAACUUCCAGACAGAGCUGAUAUAACUCCAGCGAGCAGCGACACGCUCAAACACGCACGACUCUGUGGUUGUGUUUCCUCCCCGACACACAACAACGUGGUCAAGCUGCUCAGACAUGUUCAUCAGCACAAACCUAUGUGAGCACCUGUUGUCAUCUAAUGUUGUCAUUAUUAUGAUGAAGAUGAACAAAACAACAGGAGUCUCCUCCUCAGCUCAGAUCAACCCCAUGAUGCAGGUAUCUGGCUGGAACAGGUGAGCAUCACAGUAAACCAGUGGAGCAAACUGAGCUUUAAAUAUGUUGGUUUUAUGCUCUUUUUCUGCUCCAAAACAUGAAAGUUAACAGGUGAGAUGUUGCAUUUUCAUUUAAGAUAAAAUGAUAUUUUUAUUUUGUUGUUGGCCCGUGAGAAAAGAUUUAACCUACAGUAAACAGGAAGUGGAAAGGCUGCAGAUAGAUGAAUAGAAUAGAAAAUCCCUUUAUUGUUCCUCAGUGGGGAAAGCUAGACGUCACAGCAGCGAUGACACGUAUUACAGGAGAAAAAAAGGAGAAUAAAAAAUAAGAAAAAUGAAUAAACAAGAAAACAUAAAUCCUGAAUAGAUUUUAAAAAUGCUGAUUAUACCACAAGUAAUGAAUACCACUGAUGCGUUUUAUUUAAAACUGACUUGCCCGUGUGUAAUUUGGUUAUUCCACAUUCAGUGUUAAUGCAGAAAUAUGUUUGUUUCUAAAUUUAAAGGUUCAAAAUUGCAUACAUGUUGAUAAAGAAAAUGUGCAAAUUUGCCGUCACUUUUUCAAAAAAUAUGAAGUUUGGCCCUCGACUCCGGCCCAGAGUUUCAUUUCGGCCCCGUGUGAGUUUAAGUUUGACACCCCUGCUUUACAUUUUCCGUUCAGGUAUCCUUCAUGGACUCAUUUAGCUGUAAUGUCCUGAUAUUUCCACCAAGAGGUGCUGCUGACUCAGGCUGAGAUCAGUGGAGAAGCUGCAAAGAUUCUGAAUCUUUGAAACCAAAACAUUUCAGUUAAAAUGUAAUUUACUUAAAGUGACAGUGUGUAUUUUUCCUGGCGAUGGGGGCAGUAGAUACCUACAUCAUUGCAAGCAAGUGUUAUUUUUGUGUUCGAGAAAGACUUAAUCAACGGAUGCUCAUUAGGGUCAAAAAACCCUGAGAGUGCAACCUCCAGAAAAAUAACAAGAACAUCAGAUUCCCUUUCAUCACUGGCAGCAAGUGAAGAGGUGAAUGUGUAAAAGAACAACGUUUAUUAAUGCUGAAAGUUUUGUAAGCGUUUGUUACAAAUCAGUAAAUGCGUUCUGUCCUCAGGCUUCUGUAGAAGGAAACAUGGCAUCUAAUAUCGCGUUGCCCAGAGACUUGGACCCGCUAUCAUGUAUUUUAGACAUGAUUUCUAUGGUUAUAUGUUACAAAGCCGACAAUAUUUUUCAAUAACUGGGCAUCAUUUCAUUCAUUUUCAACAACAUUUCAAUGGAUUUUUCCGGACAUUAAUGGUAAAAACUACACAUCGUAACUUUAAAGUGACAAUGUGUAGUUUUCACCAUUAAUUUCUGGAAAUAUUCAUCAAAAUGUUGUUGAAAAUGAAUGAAAUGAUGCCCAGUUGUUGAAAAAUAUCGGUGGCUUUGUAAAAUGUAACAAUAAAAAUCAGGUCUAAAAAAACAUGGGAGUGGGUCUAAGGCCCAAUCCCAAAACUCGCACUUGCGCCCUUCAUUUGCGCCUUCCCGGCCAGGGGUGCGAGUGUGUAGGGUGUCCCGAUUCUCAAGUGCGGAAGUUGACCACGCACCUAUUGCACCCGUAAUCUGCACUUCUCCCAAGUCCGCAGCGAUGCGGACCUCGGGCAAGAGUAUUAUUACCCACAAGUCAUAGCUGCGGGAGAAAUGGCUCAAGUUCCUUUUCUGAAAAUAUGUAUUUUCUAACGAAAUUAGUUAACUUUAGGACGAUUAGUUGAUGCUCUUAAUGUUUUAGAGAAAGCAGCAAUGAAGUAAAAUUUAUCUCAAAUAAUUGUUUUGUUGUUUGUUUGAAAGUUGUUAAUAAAGGUUUUUGAGAAGUUUCACAGCUACCAGCAUCCCGGAAUGCGUUGCGAUUGAUGACGCAAUGCUCCCGGUCUCAAUUCGGCAAUUAGUUGCACAUUUGUGUACUACUCACUCUAACCCUGCUGCACACUUUCUCCAAGUGCACUUUGCUGAAGAUCGCAGGGCGCAGUGCAAGUAUUGAGGUUGGACCCAAGUCUCUGGGAAACGCCAUAUUAGAUUUCAUGUUUCUUUCUACGGGAGCCCAUGAGGACAAAAUGCAUUUACUUUGUAACAGCUACAAAACUUUCACCAUGCUUAAAUGUUGUACACGUUACCUGUUAACUUGUUGCAUGUGAUGAAAGGGAGUCUGAUGUGCUUGUUAUUUUGCUAAAGUUUGCACUCCCCAGGGCUUUUUGGCCCUAAUAGGCAUCCGUUGGUAUGGUCUUACUCCAACACAAAAAUACGGCUUGCUUGCAACGAUUUAGGUAUCUACUACCCCUUAUCGCCAGGAAAAAUGCAUACUGUCACUUUAAUAAUCAAACUACUUUCAAACCAAAUCAAUAUUAGAAUAAAUCGGUGGCUAAUAAUAAAAUGCAUAAAAAAGUAAUUAUAAAGAUAACACGAGUGAACUGUGUCACGAUUUAGAGAUGAAAGUAAAAGAUGGGGACGUCAUUUGCAGGAUCUGAAGACAAGGACAAGAUCUCAAGUUUGGGACAGUUUCUAAAUAGGAAAACUGAAUAUUUGUUUUUCCAAUCUAAACAUAUCUCUAUACAGAUUUCUGAACUGAUUGAAUGGAUCCAAGUGCACAAAUAAAAAUGAUCACGUUACUGAUAGUAAUUUAAUUUUUUUAAAUGGAAGCAAAAAUGUUCAAAUUCAAGCCAAAUACUGAAUUUUUCUAAAGAGAGCUUAUUUGAUUUGAAUAAGUAAUUUAAUUUAGUAUUUUAAUUAGUUAAUUUAAUUAAAAAUGAUGCUUAUUUCACUUUGAAUUUACUGUUUGUUUAAAUUAGUUUUCAUCCAAUUAUAUUUUAUUUGAUUUAAUUAGAUUUGGUUUUGUAACCUAGAAUAACAACUUAAUUGAUGUUAAAUUAGUUUUGAUGAUUUGAUUGAACUGAAUUUGAUUUGAUUGCUUCUGAUCUCAUUUGGUCCGAUGGAUUUGAUUUGCAGACUUUCCCCAGCCCCGGCUCCUGAUCUGUUCCGGUGUGCUUGAGGCGUCUCGUCAGAAUAAAUCAGCUCUUUGCUUCGAAGCUGCAGAAUGAAACCGAUCCUCUUUACAUCGACUCCAAACUGCAGUUGACGGACGAGCGGACCGUUAAAUAGUUCUGGCUCCUCCUCCCGGCGUUUUAUCUUCUCCCACCCCCUUUAUGUCCCAAAAUACAGAAGCAAACCUGUUGCAUGACAGCUCAGGAGCCAAACAUAGUUCAGACAACACACGGGGCCGAGGCAGCGCAGUGGGGGGCAGACAUCCAGCAGCAGCAGAUGCACACAACGCUCUGCUACUUGGGCUGGAUUCCUCCUAAAGAUGAGAAGAAAAAUGGACGAUGUAUGAUGAAACUUCUCCGUGGAUCUCAACAGGACUUGAUCUUAUCUGCAUCCUGGAGCAUUUAUUUAAAAGACGGUAGAAAGUGUUGAGUGACUUUACAAAGUUUAGUAGCAGAGGUCUGUUUGCUCAUUUGAAAACGAGGCGCUGAAGGAGCAUGGAUGAGGCUAAAAUGAGCGCUCAGGAGGCGGUGGUGCACGAGGCUCUGGUGGAGUUUAAGGCCACUUUGGAGGCUGCUGUGAGGGAGGUGCACGUGGAUGUGAGCGCUUUCAAGCAGCGCAUAGAGCAAAGGAUGGAUGAGCUGUGUGUAUCCACCGGGCCACUGGGCGAGGCAGUGAGGAGGCUGCAGGAGGAGAACCUGCAGCUGCGAGCCAAGCUGGAGGCCCUUGGCCUCCUGGUGGAGGAGCUGGCUGGAUGCAAGAGCAGUCCUCCUCAGGUGAAGAGGAGGAAUGAGGAGGAGCAGGUGGGUGUGCAGACACAAUCCAAAAUCCUGGAGGACCAGACGGGCCCGGUUAACUGUGUUGGAUCACAACCCAGCCGGUCCGUCUCUACACAGCCAGAACCUUCAGGAGCGAGCCAGGCCGCCGCCCCAAACAGCCCGGCCCCCGCUCCGUGGAGAGUAAAGAAGCACGCAGAAACUAAUGGCACAAUUACACAAGGAGGAAAAAAUGUGACGGACGUUGCCACGAUCUCAGAAAACCAGAAGGGAUAUAUUUCAGAAAAUUCAGAUGUAUCCCAAAGGGCUGAAACUUUCUCUCAAUCCCAUCGAUGUUUCAUCAAACCACACCAGGAGUCCUCAGCAAUGGAAACGCCCAGCUCACCCGUUGCAGACGAGCCACAACCCCACCUCCCUGUCACCGCCAUGACAACCAAACCCAGUCUGGAGAACUCUCCUACCGCCAAACCGCUUCCGUCUCCAGCGUCGGGACGCAAAGCCUCAGCUGAUCGUUUAUUUAUGGGAGGAACAUCUGGAUCUAAGGAUCUGAACUUCCAGGAUCACUCUGAGUCUGUCUCUCACCUCCCACUCACAGCUGCAGCCAGAACCAGCUCCGAGGCUCCAUCUGCAUCUAAAUCCGAUCAGAUUCCCACUUCAGUACCAAAUCCUUCAAUACAAGAGUCACAGACAACAAAGCAAAACGUGAGUGAACCCAAGUCUCACCUGCCUCUGUCUGCCAUGACCAAACCUAACACGGAUUCUGCUCCAUCAGCUGGACCAGCUCAGUCUCUUUCAGCAUCUCUGGACCCAACUGUAAAACCUGGAGAUUAUCCCUUUAAACGGACUCCAGUUCUGAAGACUCCCAGCCCCAGUUUAAAGAGAAGUGUGAGUUUUCCUCAACCAGCAGAGAAGUUGCUUCCGUCCAAAUCGUUUAUAAAAGCUGGACUCUCGCCCAAACUGGACAAAUCGAGCAAAUCGAGCGGGCUCGACUUGAAGCAGGACGCCACGAAAUCCCAAACGCCUCUGCGCUCCAACGGGGCGCAGGCCAAACGGGCCUUGUUUGAAAGGAUGAACUCGGAGCCUCUGAAAGCCAAGGAUUCCAAGCCCAAACUGAAGCGCUCCCAGAGCUUCGGAGUGUCCAGCGCCAGCGGGAUUAAACAGAUCCUCCUGGAGUGGUGUCGCUCCAAAACAAUCGGAUAUCAGAACGUCGACAUUCAGAACUUCUCCUCCUGCUGGAGUGAUGGGAUGGCCUUCUGUGCUCUGGUCCACUCCUUCUUCCCGUUGGAGUUCGAUUACAACAAUCUGAACUCGUCAAACCGCAAACAGAACCUGGAGCUGGCCUUCACUACAGCAGAGGAGCAGGCCGACUGUCUGCGUCUGAUCGAGGUGGACGACAUGCUGGAGAUGGGAGACAAGCCAGACCCCAUGUGUGUGUUCACUUACGUCCAGUCCCUCUACAACCACCUGAAGAAGUUUGAAUAACGCUGCAUCAGAGUCACAAUGAGGAGUACCUUUACCAGUUUCCUCAUUUUGUCUGAAACUGGUCUGAUCUGUGUGGAAGUUAACGUUGCAAUCAUAGAAAUAGUUUGUCUUUGCUCCUGAAGAUCAGUCAGUGCCUGGGCACACGAGCGACCAUCAGAAUCCACGUUUGAUAGGUUGGCUUUAAUAGCAGAACCAGGGCAAUUGGCCUAAAAUCACAUUGUUGAUAAAACAAGAGAGAUUUGGAAGGAAUUUGAAUAUCCUGAAGUGUGAUGUGUUAUAGAUUUUUAUUUUAUGAUUUUAUGUUUUUUUUUCCAAUGUCAAAAGUGUUUUGAGUCAAAGUGAAGGGUGAUGUACACUGCCAUCUGCUGGUAAAGCAAGUGAAGUGCGAAAGGCUACUGACAGUUUCGGUGAAUUAAUUUAACUAAGUUGUAAUCCCUGUUUCAUUAUUUCUCCACAAUGUAGAAUUUUAUUCACAUAAACUUGAAUGUUGCUGGGAAAAAAAUUACAGUCACAACUUUUUGUGUCUUUGUGUGAAAUCACAUUGUGUGGUUAAAAUAAAAAUGUAUUCUCUUAGAUUUUAAA